AUGGACGGGUAUGCGGGGCCUGCCUUGUGCCGCUUGGGAGGCGCCGGCCAAGCCGGCUGGGAAGCCCCAGAGAUGGAACAUGAGAAGAGGCCUUGGGAGGAGCUCCACUCCGAAGUGACCACCGCGGAGAGUCGCCGGAGAAACGCUCCGCCGGAGAGGAUCUCUGCCUACUCUCGGGGCUCCAGCCAAGCCUCUGGAGGCCUGGUGGAGCCUCUGGAGGAGCUCGCUGCGGACACCAGCAGCAAUGGUCACACCUGCAGCGAUGGUCACACGGUGAGCUCGGGCAGGGGCUUGGAUGUCAUCGCACGCACGAGGCAGAGGAUCAGAGAGGUCAGGGAGCGGGAAAGGUUAGAGCGGCUUCGCGAACAAGAAGAGGCCUCUAUGAGACGCCAGGAGCAGCAGCAACAGCAUGAGCAGAGGAUGAAGCGCCAAGAGAGUGAGAAGCGCCGCCGCCGGCAGAUGCAGCGGAAGGAGGAGGAGCUGCAGGCGAGUGCACAGGCAGAAGAAACACGCAAGGCACGAGAACACGGCCGUGAACAGGAAGAGAAGCUCAAGCUUCUGCAGAAACAUGCGCAGGCUCGGAUAAAGGCCGAAAAAGAGAAGGCCAAAGAAAAGAGGGACCAGGAAUUGGCGCAGAAGGAGGAGAAGGGGAAAGCCACGGAGGAGGCGCAGCAGAAGGCUUCAGAAGCCAUGGAGGCUGCGAAAAAGCGGUUGAUCCAGAAGAAGAAGCAGGAGAUGGCAAAGAAAGAAGAGGAAGAAUCUAUGCAGAAGCUGGAAGCCGAAUACGAGCAGGACAAAGAGAAUGACCAGAUCGGAGAGCACUUGCAGCGCAAGGCGCAGGAGAGGCUCCGGCAGCGCUCGGAGGAGCGGCGGAAGCAGGAGACCCAGGCGAAGAACCGGGAGGCCCUGCAGCGCUUGGAACGUGAGGAGCGCCAGGCUUCGUGUGAGAAGCAGCUGGAGCAGCGGCGGGCCACAGCCGCACAGCGGGCGGGCUCGCGGCUACGGCGAGAAAAGGAUGAGGAAGAGCGGCACAAGCGUGAACAGGAGGAGCAGGACCGCCUCGCUCGGGAGCGGAAGCAGCUCUACCGGAACCCCCGCUCCAUCGCGGAGCUGAAGUCCCACGAGUGCCCUGCGCCCUUGACGCAGCAGCAACGCCGCGCCGCCUCGCAGCGCCGACAGGCGGAACAGGAGAAGCUCCGCAGGUAUGCUGAAGGCUUGCCAGCCGAGACCGUGGAGGAUGCAAAAGACGGCGACCCACGCGGCCGUUCCAGCGCGUCCGCGCCGCCGAACCGCGCACGGCCGCCGCUCUUGCCGAGCCUGGAGCGGCGGAAACCAGAGGAGAGCCGGGAGCGUGACACUGGGGCCCAAGCGAACCGCGAGGGCGGAAGCCGCGGCAGCCGCCGUGGAAGCCGCGGCCGCUCCAGCAUUUCGCCCUCGCCCAGUGUGGUCUCGCUGCCCGAUAUCGAGACGGGCCUGGUGGCGGGAAGCGCCCAGGUAGCGGUGGUCGGGCUCGCACCCGCGGGCCCUGCGAGCCCGACCCUGGAAGUGCUACCAGCACUGGAGGAGUUGGCAUCACCGAGCGUCGCCAUGCAAGAGCCGGGCGCUUCGUGUGACAUGUUUCACUCAGAUCAGGUGGCAGAGAAGGCUGAUGCAAGUUUAGCUGCAUCGAUUGGGUCAAUGAACAGUGUAUCAGGCUACGUGCAACUGGAUGAGCCUGAUGUGCACGUACGUAUUCAAUGUAGUGACGAUGAAUUUGCAGUCGAAAUCAGAACUGAUUAG
Durusdinium trenchii is the source of this 1779-nucleotide messenger RNA. NCBI's taxonomy places the organism in Eukaryota, Dinophyceae, Suessiales, Symbiodiniaceae. The record is from the annotation of a GenBank genome assembly.